Molecule: messenger RNA, 9428 nt
Organism: Diorhabda carinulata
Lineage: Eukaryota; Metazoa; Arthropoda; Insecta; Coleoptera; Chrysomelidae
Product: repetitive organellar protein-like
Exons: 2
Coding region: 408-6809 (2133 amino acids)
Biological process (GO): regulation of DNA-templated transcription
Molecular function (GO): RNA polymerase II cis-regulatory region sequence-specific DNA binding; DNA-binding transcription factor activity, RNA polymerase II-specific
Source: RefSeq, a predicted model, not a curated record
UAAGACUUUUCUAAUUAAAUCACUUUGAUUUUCUUGUAUUUUUCAAUAUAAAAAUCAAGGUCAUGAGAACUGAUUACUAAGCUAGUGACGCCAAAACUUGCAUUACGAAACUUUGCAAGAAACUGGUGGCGCCCCCUGUCCCCUCCACCAAAAUUUUAUUUUUCUUUAUGUCAUCAGUUAUGGUGGAAGCGCAACAAGUGUUUUGUAUUUAAGUGUUUAAAGGACACAUGUGUGCUUGUUGAACAUAUCGAAAUAGUUAUUUUUUGAUAUUCAUGUUUUAAGUACCGUUUUAAAGACUAAUUAAUGUUUUCCUCGUCCGGAAUAUCUAUGAAAACUUUCGUGAAAGUUGUACAGUGUGAGGGCUUGGUGCUAUCCAUUAAUGCCACCAAAGUUUUCCAUAGAAUAAAAUGAAGAAAAAGCCACAGCAAUGCACGAGACAAGGUAAAUCUAAUACUAACAUUAGAAGUUUUUUAAGUAAUCUUAAAGAGAAUGAUCUACAUUUUGAAGAUAGUCAGAUAACUCAGUGUGUAUUUUUGGGGGUAUUAAGAUUGAAACCAGUGCCUUCUGUAUUUUCAAGUAAUCUCGUGCCUUCAGUAGUCGUAGAUAAUAAGUCUAAACGAUUUAAAAACAAUAAUCUUGCUAAGGAAAUAAACAAAAACGUAUCAAGGAAAAAGGACAUUAACAAAGUUAUUAGCGGUAGAAUCGGUAAGAAAAAUACCGAAAAAAUAAAAGCUUCCAUUAAAAAAUUUCCUACUAAAAAUUCUGUUAUUAAAUUGAAGUUCAAUAUGAAUAGAGACAAACAGGAGACAUCAUCUGUUAAUGUAACCGAAGCAGUUAGAAUACUACCAGAAUCUCUGACAAAAAUAACACCAGAAUCAGUCUUAACAAAUAAAACAAUAACAUUGAAUCCUAUAACAACUGUAACAGCAUUUAACCCUGUCCAAAAUCUUUUUGAUAAGCUCAAACAACAAUUAGAUGAUAAAUAUAGUCCUAGCAUUACUGAAGUUAGUAAAGAAAGUUUAUUUUUCAAUGAACUAUUAGAUGUAGAUAAGUCUUCCAAAAAGCAAAAGAAAUCAAAUAAAAAAAAUAAGUCUGAUAAAUCAUCUUUGCAUUCACUGCCAUCAUCAAGUAGCUCAUUUUCUGAUAAUGGUUAUUAUUCAUCUAAUAGUUUACAUACAAAAUCAUGUGAAGAUGUACUUUUAUCUAAUAAUAAUGAUAUAGAUGAUGAAGACGAUUGUGAGUUACUACUAAAUACAAUUCCUGGUUUUGUCACACACAAAAAUAAUGAUAAUAAUGAUGUGAUUUUAAUUCCUGAUGAUACUUCAAACAGAUCAUCACCUAAUCAAGAUGUAAUAAUUAUCGAUGAUGUAAAAAAUGUCAGGAUGUCACCUAGAUUGAAUAAAAAUGAACAAAAUAGUUCUAACAUGAAGCAAAAAGUUAUUGAUGCUAAUAAUAUAAUAAAUUUAGUAGAAACAGAGACAAACAAAAAACCACAAAAGAUUUCAACAGAUAAACCAAUUAAAAGAAGGCGUACGCUGAUACCUGCAGCUAUUCCUUCUAUAUUUUUCAAUACACCAAGAUUACUAAGAUCAGAACUGGGCCAGAAAAAAGGAGCUCAGCCAGAAACUAGAAGUGUUAAACUACAAAAACCUGAAAAUAAACAAUUUGUGAAACAAAAAAGAGAAAAAAUUGAAACUAAAUUAAAAGACGAUACAGAAAAUUUGAUAUACGAAGUAGUGAAAUCUACAGAAAUCCUCAAACAUUCUACAGAGACAGAGACUAAAUCUCAAGAUCAAGAACUAAUUGUUGAACAGUCUCCACCUAAAGUGGAACCACUCAUAAUUAAACUAAAAAAAUCGACUGAAAAAGUUUCUAAUAACACAGAUCAAAAUGGCAAUGAGGAUAUUAAGAAUAAAGAGAAAAAUCACAAAGCUGAUGCUGGAAAAAUUACUAAAAAUUUAUUAUUUCCUAGAUUAUUAAGAUCUGACAUCAAUCAACAAAAAGAUACAAAAAUAAAAAAAUCACCCAAAGUUUUAGAAAAAUUAGAGGUUGAGACUCUUAAUUCGACUUAUGAAACAGAUAUCACACUUUCUCCCCAAGGAAAGAUAAGUGUAAAGUCUACCAAAGAUCUUUUUGAAAACACUUCUGAUUUAAUGGCAAAUUCUUGUUUAGGGGAAAAAAAGACUUCAUCUAGCGGUAAAAAAUCACCUGUAGGUAUUCGCAGAUCUCUUAGAUCAGAUUUUUGUCAAGAAGAAAGUAAUUCUAAGAUUAUUAAUAUUGAAGAUACACAAGAAACUAAUACAGUUAUAGAAAUUGUGGAUAAUUCUAAACAUAGCUCAGAUGAAAAUGUAGAGACCAUCAACCACCCGAAUGUACAAAGACAGUUCAGAUCUGCUCAAUCCCAUAAAGAAAAUGAAAUUAUCAACGUGGAUAAAACUGAUAUCGAUAAAGAAACUAAUACAGAUAUUUUUAAGGACCAAAGGUCUGAAACUGAGUCAGUUCAAACACAAUCAAUCGAUAUAGAAAUUAUAGAUGUUGAUUUAUACGAUGAAAAGUCUAAAAAUAAUGAAUCCCACCAGAAAAAAUCAGAUGAUGUAAACGUUAUUGACGAAGAAGUUUUAUCUGACGAAAACAACCAGGAAAAUCUUAAUAAUCCAGAUAUAAUAGAUGUUGAUAAUAUAGAAACAAUAGAGGAGGCAUCAUCGAAGAGCAGUAAAUUAAAAAGCAUAGCUGUGGUACAACCAAUGUCGAGACCAACACGAACGCCCCAGAAAAAAGUGAAUGAUAUUGAACCAACUGAAAUUGUGAAUCCAUCCAAAGUAACUCCCGAGAAAACGAGAAAAAAUAAAAACAUCGAUCAACUGGUGCAAAAACAAACGCCCCAGAAAAAAUCAGGUGAUUUGGACAUCAAUACAAACUACCCAAAAGAUGACAGAUCUAGGAAAGAUAGCAGAGCCGUGACUGUUACUGAACGGAGACAAUUGAGAUCAGAUGAUACUCAGAUUGAUUCUACUGCUAAUACUGAAUCAAUUAAACAGAGAACAUUGAGAUCUAAUAUUGUAGAAGAAACUGGAAGUGUAGAACAUGUACAAACACCAAAGUCUAUUAGUUUAAAGUCUGGUGAUGGUUCAACGUCGAUUUCCGAAGUUGAACCUAAACUGCUAGAAUCUAGUGAUGAUCCUGGUAACCUAAAAAUGUCGAAACGUUUAGUACAAGACAAGGAAAUUAUAGAUGGAGCAAAAGAGCUCGUUGGAUCAGAAAAUGUUCCAAUUGUCAAAGUUGAAUGUGAAACAGGAAAGAAUAAAAAUGUUAAGAAGACUUUGUGUAGCAGAAAUAAAGUUGUAAUGAAUAAAUCCGCGAAAGAAACAAAGAAAAUUAUUGGCCUACAAACAGAAAAAAAGCGGACGGAUUCUACUAAUGAAGUAAACGUGAAAAAGAUCGUACUCAAAUCUAAUAAAAAGAACAAAAAAAUCACCAACAAGGAUAAUAAAAUUAAGAAAAUAUUUAAAUCUGAUGUAAGUCAUAAAAGAACUGCCGAUUAUCAAAUAAUAAAUCAAGCUGAUCUGAUUGUAAACACAACCAGAAGCCAUUCUAAAAUGAAUAUAUCGGAAUCGGUUGAACUUAAAAAAGAGCAAUCAUCUGAUAUUUUCACUAACGAAUCAGACAAAGACGAGCUAUCGAAGAGAUCGACAUCUCAAAGGAAAUUGCUAAAGGAUACAAAGAAAAGUACAACGGUUAAAGUAAGAAAAGUUGGCCGCCCUAAAAAAAAUCCAUUCGCUAAACAAUCUUCCCGAAUAGAAGAUUCGAAAUCUACAGAGGUGCUAAAAAAAACAGCGGAUGUUGUCAUCAUGGAACAAGCUGAAACUUUAAUAGUUCACACGAAGAGAAGCGCCUCCAAAACAAAAGAAUCUAAUGUAGAAAAACCUGAAAUAGAUAAAGUUAAGACUAAAAAUAUCGAUGUUAGUGUUGAACAAGCAGAAAAUUUGGAAUCAUCCGAUAUGAUUAAAGGCGAACAAAAAAAAUUUACGAAAAAGAAAGAAUUACUAAAAACAACUAAAGGGAGUAAAGGAAAACAAAAAGUUGCUGUAAAAGUAAUAAAACCAAGCAACAAGAAAGCUUUACUUAAAAGAAAAUCUCCUCAAAAGAAACAGGAGAAUUUGAAUAUGAUUACAGUGGUUGACGAAAGGAAAAGUAGAAAACAAUGUAAAGUUUCUCCAAAAAGUCUUAGAUCGAGCAUAAAUCCCAUCGCAAUUAAAAGAGAAUUAAUUCCCCCAGUCGUAGAAAAAGUAGUAGCUAUCAUACAUACCGAACCCAAACCAAAAGAUUCAUACAAAACUCCAGAGAAAAAUCAAACACAAAAGAAUCCAAUUAGAAAUAAACCGAGAAUAUCAAAAUCUCAAAAUUUUGAUGAUAUAAAUGUUGUUAAGGAAAUCGCACCAGCAAAAUACGAUAAACUUAGAAAAAAUGAGAAAAAAAAAGUUAUUUCGGAUAAAAGUAGAGUCAUUUCCAAAAAGAAAAAUAUUCUAGUUGCAAAGAAAGUUAGAGAUAAUAAAAAAAAUGGAGCUAAAAGGCAAAAUAAAACAAAAACGAUUUUAGACAAAUCAGAACUGAAGAAUAUUCCAGAUGAAUCUAAACAAAAAUUGAUUAAACAAGUGAAAAAUAAACUGAAAAAUUCUAAAAAUGGAAAUCUGUUUGAAAAAAACAAAAAGAAAUCUUCGAAAAAAUCUAAUAUAGAUUGGCAAAAUAACGAUAUUAUCAAAAAGAUAAUACAAGAAAUAAAAAAUACUAUUUUCAAACGAGAUUCUAGCAAAUCAGUGUCGAGUAGUAAAAAAAUAAAACAUAAAAAAACCGCCAAACCAACUGAAAAACCCGAGGUUAAAAAGAAAAAAAUCAUACGAGCCGCGAAAAAGAAAAUAAUAAGAACGAAAGAAGCUCUAAAAAGAAAGCUAAGAUCGGCAAGAAGCACUGAAACUACAAAUUCAAAUCAAAAUGAUCCUCCAACGAAACAGGAACCACAAAAACCACCAGAAACCGAAGAAAACGCAACAGAUAAAAACGAUUCCGUCAUUAUAAUCAACGAAGUUACAUUACCGAAAGAUAUAAAUAUCGUAGAUAAAAUAAUAAACCCUACAAAUAAAUUUUCAACUACUACCAACGUCGGAAUAAUCGAUUCCAAAAAGAAUGAUAUAACCGUUUUCGAUUUCGACGAAUCCGAACCCGAAUCAUCAUCUCUAAGACCCCCCAAACCUAAUGACAAUCCCGAUGGAAAUGUAAAUAAAUCUAACAAACAAAUAGAACCGCAAAAAAAACUUUAUUCGAGAAUACCGACGAAGGACCACGUAGAAGUUUCCGCACCACAAAAAUCGCUUUCGCGACUAACGGACACCGCCGAGUAUGAUAAACGAAUAUUUUUCGAAAACCCUACUGGUACAAAAGUACCACAAAAACGCUUAUACUCGGAAAUUCUCGUAUAUUCGGAAGAUGAAGAAGGAGAAACUUUAAAACGAACGGAAAUACCGCAACAAAAAAACGCUUCAAUUGAAAGUGAUACAAACCUUGAAGUACCUUCAAAGAAACGUAAAUUGCUUAUUCCAUAUCUAGACGAUGACGGUAAACCUCGGAAGUUAUGGUCAAUUAUAGAUUCACCAUCUCUUCCGAGAUCUAUAUCACCGCCAAUAACCCCGUCGGUUAAUCCGCGUCGUAACGUUACACCUCCAAGAACAAUAGAGCAAACAGCUCCGAGUACUUCCAGGGAAAAGUCCCCGGAACCGAGCGCUUCAUCUGAUAAGAAAUCUCCUUUGAAACAACCGACUAUUAUAGAAAUGUUCAGCAAAGUUUGGAUGAAGAAAGAAAAUUCCAGCAAAACGGUUUCGGAAGGUCGGGAGGAAGAUAACCAAGUGUUUUCGAGACCGUUACCGCGUGUUACGAAUUUACCUAUAGCACCAAGCCCCGCGAGAGAAAGAUUAGAAGACGAUGACAGCGAUACCGAGAGUAGAGUCGAAUGGGUACCAGAAGAAUAUGCCGAAUACAAAUUCAAAUAUUCUUCGACCAAGAUGAUGCAGUACAAACCAAUAUUUAAAUGUAAGAUUUGCAUGAUGAUGGCACCUUCUUACUACAAAUUGUUGAAGCAUCGCAAGGAGCACGAAAAGAAGGACAAACCGUAUACGUGUCCGCAAUGUGGGAUCGAUUUCGCGAACGUAGACGACUUCUCCGCUCAUCUCAGAAUUCACAAAGGUAAACAUCCUUACAUGUGUCCAAAGUGUGAUGCUGGAUUCUGGACCAAGAGUGCUUAUGAAGCCCACAUUCCAGUACACAUUCUCAAAAAAGUUAAACAACCAGUUAAAAAGUUCCGUUGCGAUAUCUGUGCCAAGGAGUUCAGCAAACUUUGUGAUGUGGAAAGACAUACCCGUGUCCAUACCGGAGAAAAACCAUGUAUAUGUAACAUUUGUAAUAAAAGGUUCCAACAGGCACAUAAUCUAAGCAAACAUUUAAUAACACAUCUACACAUCAAACCAUUUGUCUGCGAGAUCUGCAAUAAACAGUUUGGAAGAAAUGAUGUACUCCGAAGGCAUCUUCUAACACAUUCAGUAGAUAAACCAGUCAAGUGUUCUGUUUGUUUCAAAGGUUUUAUAAGACAUUCGCAAUUAUUACAGCACAUGAGGCAGAAACAUCUCGAUGUUCCAGUUGAUGAUUUAAGAGAACAAUUUGGCGAUGAAGAAGAUUUGAGUGACAACAGAAAUGAACCUGACAAACAACGUACCAGUUCAUCUGUUGUUGAAAAAAAGGGAGGAAUUAAAACAGAAGCUUAGGGUAGUGAACAGAUCUCUUUUUAUGUAUUAAUUAUAUCAUGUUAUCAAAAAAUAAAUUAUGAGUUGAGUUUUAGAUGGUGCUUUGUAUUGAUUAACAUUUAUCAAAUUUGCAAAAGUAAAAUUGUUAGGAGGUUUUGAUAAGUGAUACAAAUGCAAUAAAAAUUUGAAAAUACUAUAAAGUAAUUGAUGCCCUUAGUGAAAAUUAUAUUAUUAUUAUGAUUAAAGUCAAAUAUUGCUAACAAUGUGCCUUAGAUUUAAUAUUUAAAUGGUUAUGAGAAUAGGCAUUCCCAAAGAACAUAAUUGAUAAAAAAUAGUUCAAAAAUUAUAUUUAAUUGCUUUAUAUCCAAUUUUUUUAUUUAUUUACUAAAGUUUCAAACUAUUCAAUUGACUUUAUUUGAAAAAAAAACAUGAAUUAGAAUUUUAUUAAGUAAAAAUUUAAUCUCAAUGAUUUUGUGGAAAAUGAGUGAUUUGAAAUGUAAACAAGGCUUUAAGACUUAAUUUUGUAUUUUUAUCUUCUAGAAAUGGAUAAUUAACAGAAAACUUAAUAUUUAUAGUGAUUAAGGUUAUAAAAUUAUUCAUUUAGUCUUAAUUUUUUUCUGCUUUAUUUAAUUGUUGAACUUAGUUGGAAUUUCUGGAUCUAUCAGUGGCAUUUCUUAACACACUUUAUAUAUCGCUACGUCAACAAUCAUAAUUACACUGUUUGACACGCGUUUCAAUAACUUAGUUACCAUCUUCAGAGACUUAAGGAAAACAGUUAACUGUCCUUGGUCUGGUGAAGACGAUAACUUUGUAAUCUUAACACAGGCCAGAAAAGUAGAUAAAUAAUUGUGUUAGUGUAAUGUAUUCAGUUAUUUUAUACGAAACGAUAUACACUACCAGUAAAACGUUUUUGCCCACCCUAUACUUUACCAUUUGAAGAACCUCGACCUCCCGGAGAAUUGUCCUCCAUUCUUCUCUAUGUUGAUUUUUUCUCUGCCAGUUUCACACGCCUGUUUCUUCUAGAUCCUGUUCUAUGUUGUACCACCAUCUUAUGCGUGGUAGUCUGCGGCCUUCUGGCUCUUACCAGUACGCAAAUUAACAAAAAUACCAACUUCUCUCAAUCUCCUUUUCACCUUAGAUGUACUCAAAAGCAGAAAUUUGUUUUAGUAUUUUAUUUUGAAAUUUACUGAAUUUAUUAUGAAGUGGGCAAAACUUUUGACUAGUAGUAUAUAUUUAUAUACUAAUUGUUUUUGAUUUGUAUUUAACAAUAUAAAGAUUGAUUUUACUUAUUGAUACUGUUAUAUAUUAAGCAAUUUAUAUUUUUGCAGAUUAUUUACUUUGUAUUGUAGAUUAAAAAUCUUUAUUUGGUAUAUAUUCUCUAUUAUAAGUGCGAUUUUAAUGAAUCCUUUUUUUUCCUUCGAUAUGUUGUCUACUAUUUCAUUGAAAUUCAUAAUUUUUCUCAUUUAAAACUGAAAAAACAUCAGAAUCAUAGGAAUUCAAAUUUAUUUACUUAUUACUAUUAUUUUGUUACCGUAACCAGUAUAUUUAGGAAAAUAAAAAUUCUAUAGAUAUACAAAUGGGUAAAACUUAUCAUUUAUAUGAUUGUACUGUACUUUUAUUGCAAUAUUCACAAUUACAAUGUCUGAUAAGUGUUUUGAUUAUCGUCUUCAGAUAUAGAUGUAAAUUGAAAUUUACUCUCUUGACUUAUCUAUUAUUAUGAACCUCUUCCCACUAUUGUGACAAUGCCUUCAAAUCACCAUAUUUCUUUUCAACAGUUGAGUAUUCAACGCACAUUUUAAUUAUACAGGGUGGUUCAGAAUUAUGGACAAUAACUGGUAGAAUGUGCAAAAUAAAAAUUCUUACACAUUCCUUUUUAUUACAUUAAAAGUGAUGCCAUUUUUGAAGGGGUAAAAUGAGAGGGUUUUUUAGUAUUGUUUUUGCAAAAUUCUAUUGAUUUUGGGUCUCUUCUGGUAGAUAAUUGUCAAAAUAUUUUUUUAUGGAGACCAAAAUAUGUUAUAAAGUCAAUUUUUUACCUGUUUUUAAAACCUAAUUUUCGAUAAAAAAAACAGUUUAACAACAAAAAAAUGUAAAAAGGUAUAAGAAACUAGAAAAAAUUUUGAUUACCAAGUUAAUUGUCUGGGAAUGACUAUGGCAUUAAGAUAUUUACAUACCUAAUCCGAAAAGUUAUUUUAUUACUUCUAUUUUCUACUCAAGUAAAUUAUUUCCUUUGUAGAAAGAUGUUCUUGUACUAAUUCUAUAGAUAUCACUGUUUUUAAAUUAUCUAAAUAAGUAUUUUACCUUACCAGAACUUCCUAAUUGAAACUGCCUAGCAAAUAUUUAAAAAAUUGUACAUGAAGAAGUACUUUUAUUUUUGGACUAUGAUCGGCUCUAAAAACUAGUUUACAUAAUUCUAUACCACUUUGUAUGUGAUAUUUCCUAAAAUUAAUUGAAAAAGUUUUGUAAGGGUUAAUUAUGAUUUGAAUGAAAUAAAUACUAAUUUAUACAAACCAAUUUAUUUAAAUUAUAUUUCAUUAGAUUAAGUAUUACUGUUAUAAAAAUGUUAUAUAUUGUGUAAUAUUUUUUCUACUAUGUAGAUUGUUUGAUAAUAAUAUUAUAUAUCAUUUUAAAAUUAUAAUAAAA